Messenger RNA from Populus nigra (black poplar), 1234 nucleotides. Its product is annotated as early nodulin-like protein 21. Lineage: Eukaryota; Viridiplantae; Streptophyta; Magnoliopsida; Malpighiales; Salicaceae. The transcript has a single exon. The record is from RefSeq and is a predicted model, not a curated record. The coding region runs from base 276 to 806 and encodes 176 amino acids. Gene Ontology annotation, molecular function: electron transfer activity. Gene Ontology annotation, cellular component: plasma membrane.
UUUUUUUUAAUGACAGAUGAAUCAUGACCGUGUGAUCAUAGCUUGCUAGAUUGUGACUGUGGAGGAUCGUUUCUUAACCAUGGAUGGUCCUGCGGUUGUCUGACAGGCCACCACUCCCACGAAGCCUAUUAUUAGAGCUACAACGACAACUCCCAAAAUCCCAAGUUCUCCUUCCUGUAUUUUUUCCCCUGUAGUUUCAGUUCACAGCAAGAUAGCUUCUGUAGCGAUUGGCUUCCUGUUACACCAUGAGCACUCCCAAGCAAACGUAGUUGUUCAUGGCGGUCAUUUUCACUUCUCUUCGAUACUUAUCGGUGUAUUCCUUUGAAUACCAAAUUGGCGGAAACGAAAACUGGGUUGUCCCUCCUGCCAUUGAUACCAUAAUCUACGUUGACUGGGCCUUAGAGAACCGAUUCCAAGUUGGUGAUACAGCUCGUGAUCAGUUCAAACACAAAGAAAUACGAGAUCUGCCUUUACCUUCAACUUCCUGGGUGUUCAUCAUCUUUUUUUGCGAAGGUUUGAAGCACAGGAAGGAUUCCGUGAUGAAGGUCAGGGUAGAGGAUUACAAGAAGUGCAACUCCCGUCACCCCAGCUUCUUUUCCAACACUGUUCACCAUCUUAAUCAUCCAGCGUCUUCCUACUUCAUAAGUGGGGUUUCUGGACACUGCGAGAAGGGACAAAGGAUGAUCAUCAUUAAGGUUAUCUCAACUGAUCAAGAGACUAAUUCAAAUCUGCAGCUUUUCCUUCUGCAGGAGUGCUAUUCUUUCGGUGCCUGGAAAGUGCUCUUAUCUCAGCUUGUUUCAUUCUAACAAAAUACCACCGCUAAAGCACCGCAGCCGCUCAGGGUCUUCCUCGUACUUUCAUAUUACUCUCCCCGUGGACACUACUGGGGCUCGAAGCAAAAAGACGGACAGAGAUAAAAACACCUAGGACCAGAUUUGUCCCACAUCAGAAAAGAACGAAGAAACAAGAGAGUUAAUAAACUGUUCGAGGAGCUCAGAACAACACGACCUUACUUGAACAGGAUCUGUUCUAUAGGAUCGUACCUCUGUAUCCUUAAUCACUAAGGAGACAGGAACUUAAACCUGGUUGAGGAAUCAUGACCGUGUGAUCAUAGCGUGAAUAAUGGCUUGAUGGCCCUCGUGAUCAUCAUGGCUGUAGAGGAUCGUUUCUCAGCUAUUAACAUGGCUGGGAAUGGUCAUGCGGUUGUCUGACAGGUUUCUUUAUUUUUGAAAAA